Molecule: messenger RNA, 3906 nt
Organism: Lithohypha guttulata
Lineage: Eukaryota; Fungi; Ascomycota; Eurotiomycetes; Chaetothyriales; Trichomeriaceae
Gene: RAD2
Product: DNA repair protein rad2
Exons: 1
Coding region: 1-3906 (1301 amino acids)
Biological process (GO): nucleotide-excision repair
Cellular component (GO): nucleus
Molecular function (GO): single-stranded DNA binding; DNA endonuclease activity
Source: RefSeq, a predicted model, not a curated record
AUGGGUGUUACAGGCUUGUGGACAGUGGUGGCACCUACAGCCCGUCCAACCAAGGUCGAAACGCUCAAUCGUAAGAGACUAGCUAUUGAUGCUUCAAUAUGGAUCUACCAGUUCUUGAAAGCUGUUCGUGACAAGGAGGGAAAUGCCCUGCGAAACUCCCAUGUCGUUGGUUUCUUCCGCCGUAUAUGCAAACUGCUAUACUUUGGCAUAAAGCCAGUCUUUGUCUUCGAUGGCGGCGCUCCCAUUCUGAAAAGGGAGACAAUUCGCAAGCGUGCGGCAAGAAGAGAGGGUAGAAGAGAUGAUGCUGCGCGCACAGCUGGCAAGCUGCUCGCUGUACAAGUCGCACGAGCUGCCGAAGGAGAGGCUGCGCGUCAGAAAGAUGCGCGAGCUAGACCUGACGAGGAGGAGAUACCUGAGGACCAAGAACUUGUCUAUGUGGAUGAGAUUGGCAUGAACCAGCAGCAACGACAAACCGGAAGAGGCUUCAAGAAACAGGAUCAAUACCAUUUGCCCGAGCUCAAUAUGAGCAUUGAAGAGAUGGGUGCACCGAACGAUCCGCGUGUCAUGUCGCAGGCUGAACUCGAAACAUAUGCGAAGCAGUUCCACGAUGGCGAAGAUAUCAAUCUAUACGAUUUUUCCAAAAUUGAUUUCGAUAGUUCUUUCUUUCAGAGUUUGCCAGCUGGUGACAAGUACAAUAUUCUCAAUGCUGCCAGGUUGAGAAGUAGAAUGAGAAUGGGCUACAGUAAAGAACAACUUGAUGUCAUGUUUCCUGAUCGCGCGGCUUUCUCAAGAUUUCAGAUCGAACGUGUCAAGGAACGCAACGAGCUUACUCAGCGACUCAUGCACGUCAGUGGUAUGGCUGAAGGUGAAUGGGACAUGGGCAGCAGGAUCGCUGGUGAGCGAGGAAAGGAGUAUGUACUUGUACCACAUGAUGGUGUCGAAGGUGGUUGGGCGCUUGGUGUCGUGUCGAACCGGAAGGGCUCCAAGAAAGACACUGUGAUCGACCUAGAUGCGCCUGAUGAGGCUGAUGAAGCCGGAUCUGAGGACGAAGACUUUGAAGAUGUUGCUAUCGAGGGUAUCAAUAGGAUACCUCAAUCUUGGAAGAGGAAGAGACAACAGGUCAAAGAAGUAGAUUACGACAUCUCUUACGAGGAGGCGGCUGAAAGGAUCGCGAAGAAGCGCAAAGCAGUUUACGAGGGUCGAAAGAAGGCUGUCGCACAGCCAUCAACUACACCAUCAAAAGUGGUCCCAAUGAAGCCCAUGAUGCCCAAGCAACAGUCUACGAGUGGAGCAGACGAUGAUGCCCUAUUUGUAGAUCAAGGAAAUGUGAGCGCAGAAGACGAGGACGAUGUAUUCGAGGAUGUGACCAUGACAGUGCCAUUGGAUGAUGACCAAGACGAUCUACAACGAGCAAUUGCCAUGUCACUUGAAAAGCCCGACGAUGAGGGCGGCUUCAUCGCCACGAACGAUGACAAAGCAAUUCUGUCAGACAACGAUGACAAAGAUUUUGACCUUCAAGCUGCACUGGCGGAGUCACGAUCUUCGAAAUAUCAGCCGAAAACAAAUGUCAGAGCUAGUCCACCACACCGCCCUAAGAAAGCUCCUUUCGCGGGUCCUUUACCGUUCGAGUCACUCAACUUGGGGCAAUCGUUGCUCGGCAAGAAGAAAGCAAAGAAAACUGAAGAGAAACUUGCUGGCGGAUUCGAUCGAGAGCUUGGGGACGAUGCAUUCAAGAAGCCAAAGAAGGCUCAACCUGAACCACACUGGUUCAGUAAUUCUGCCGAGUCUCGUCCGUUAUGGGCUCAGGCCAUGGAUGAGACAGCAGAGGGUCAAGGGUCGAACGGAGUGGAGGACGUAGGUGAUACAGAAGUUCAGCAGCAGAAAAAGCCAACGCGAGAAGUCAUCGAUCUCGAAGCUGAUAGCAUGAACGACCAGCCCGAGCCUGAAUCUGUAGAAGUCCUGGAAGCAAGUAAGGAUGACUGGAAUGCGCUAGAGGACGAAGAGCACCUUCGGCAGCAAGAAGAGGCAGACAAGAAGGCUUUAGAAGCAGAAGAAGUCGCAGAGGCACGUCGAAAAGCACUUCAAGAAGAGCGAGAAAAGAGAUACGAACUAGCUAGGCAGAUCGCCGCAGACAACGAAGACCCUAAGAUGGACGAGGUGGCUGACUUGACUCGUGCAGAUCCUCCACCUCCAUCUGGAAAGCCUACAAAUAUACCCACAACAAAUAUCGUGACGACAAACGGUGACAAUUCUGAAGAUGAAGAAGUGGAGUGGAGUGAGUCUGACCAUGAACAGCCAGAAAAACCAUCAGAAGCUAUACUACCACAAUCCGAAGAGCCAGCUGGUGGCCGCAUGCCUGAUCAGCAGACAGUCGUAGAAUCUGACGACGAGGACGACACGUUCGAAGAUGUUGAGAAAGCGCCAUCGCCACCGCCCUUCGCGAGACGUCCUACACCUCCUUCUAUCCAAAAACAGCCUUCUGCAAUCGAUCAAAGCAUGUUCGUUGAUGACGACGAAGCACAGGCAGCCGACCAAGCCUUCAACAACAACGAAGCAGCUCCUGAGACUAGUGAACCUCAACAAGACUUUUUCGAGGAUGACUCAGACGAAGAACUCAUGCGUCAGCUUGCCAACGAGGCAGAAGAGCACUUUCGCUUCAGUAACGAGCUCAACAAUACCAGGCCAAAAUCUCCAACCCAGGCUAUGCGAGAUUAUGAAAACGAACUCAAACAACUCCGGAACCAACAGAAGAAAGAUCGUCGAGAUGCAGAUGAGGUUACGCAAACCAUGAUACAGGAGUGUCAAGCUCUUCUACGACUAUUUGGCUUGCCGUACAUCACUGCGCCAAUGGAAGCGGAGGCUCAGUGUGCAAAAUUGGUACACCUAGGCCUGGUAGAUGGAAUUGUGACUGACGAUUCGGAUAUCUUUCUGUUUGGUGGGACAAGAAUAUACAAGAAUAUGUUCAAUGCGCAGAAGUUUGUCGAAUGUUAUCUCUCCGGCGAUCUAGAAAAGGAAUAUGCUCUCGAUAGAAGGAAGCUGAUCCGAUUCGCACAUCUUCUCGGAAGCGAUUAUACAGAAGGCAUACCUGGCAUAGGUCCUGUUACUGCACUUGAAAUCAUAUCCGACUUUCCAGAUCUAGUCGACUUUAAGGAAUGGACAUUAAAGGUGCAACUCGGCCUCCAAACACCGAGCGUAAUGGAAGGACUCCUCACAACUGCCUUCCGGCGUAAAUUCAAACGUACCGUUCAACGAAAACUAUUCUUACCUACAAACUUCCCAGAUCUCCGAGUCGACCAAGCCUACCUCGAUCCAGAAGUCGAUGCGAACCCCGAAGAGUUCCAAUGGGGCGUACCUGACCUCGAUAAGCUGCGCAAUUUCCUCAUGGCAACCAUCGGCUGGUCACAGGACCGGACCGAUGAGAUCCUAGUCCCUGUGAUCCGUGAUAUGAACAAGCGAGACGUUGAAGGUGUACAGAGCAAUAUUACGAGGUUCUUUGCUGGAGGUGUUGGUGCGGGCACUGUCGUGGGCCGUGGGAUUAAUGGAUCUACUGGUACUGGUACUGGUACUGGAGGAGCAAGCGUGGAAGGAACUGCUCCAAGGAACAGGACUGGAAAGGAGAGUGGACGCAUGAAGAAUGCCUAUACGAGAUUGAGAAGUGAGGCCGAGAAGAAGAAACGCGGCGCAUUGUUAGACGAGCUUCCUGAUGAUGGUGUUGAUGGUGAUAACGAAGGGGAUGUAGAUUUCAAAGUUCAGAACCACGAUGAUCAUGACGAAGAGGAAGGCGAGUCAUCGUCACCUGCUGCUACCGGUAAGAAACAGAAAUCAAAACACAGGGCGGCUGCUGCUAAGCCGAAAAAGCCUGGACGACAAACUGCGAAGACACGGAAGACACGCUCAAAGACUUAG